AUUUUGUUACGUAUUUUGUUAUGUCGAAAGACGAUACCCUAGAUAUACUCGCUUCGGGGAGUUCUUCUGAAUUUGAAGGUUUUUCAGAUUCUGAUACGGUUCAAAAUCCUGAAAAUGACAGGGGUAAACAACCUCUUGCCUCGACAUCUUCUGCUGGCAAGAAAAAGACUAAGGUUAAAUCAGUUGUUGUUAAAGCUAAAAAAGGUAAGAAAAAUAACAAUUCUGAAAAAAUUAAGAAAACAUCUUCGGAUGGAAAAAGGGGGCGUUCCUCGGACCCUCCUGUGGGUACUUCGGACCCAGGUAAUAUUUUAGAUUUAUCUAAACUCUCGGAGCAUGAUAUAGAGAGUCUUAGGACUGCUCUAGGUAUUAUUCCACAAGAAAGAAAUAUUGGUAAUUCCUCUACAGUUGAUGAUAAUAACAAUUUAUUAUAUGACGAGAAUGUGGAAGAUUCUGAUUUUUACAGUGCCCAUCCUAGAGAUAAUAUUAGAGUUCAGGUUGAUGCAUGUGACAUUUCAGAUUAUGAAGAUGAUUUUUCAACUUUUCAUAAUCAGGGCCCUAGGGACUUGAAUAAGGAUUUUCAUACUGCUUUUGAUUCAAGCACUGUUGUUGAUGACGAUGCUGGUUUUUCUUGGGAUUUACCAAAAGUGAAGGCCCCUGAGAGGGGUGAUGCCAUUUCUGACUCUUUGUCAAAAUUGAUAAAUACUGCUUGCACAGUACAGUGUGACACCGAUUCUCUUUUCAAUAGAUAUUCUGUUCCUUCAAAUUGUGAUUUGGCUACACCUCCUCUUGUUAAUCAAGAAGUGUGGAGAUUUUUGGAUAAAAAAGGACACAUGCAGGAUAAGUCUUUAGUUGAUAUUCAGAACUUAUUGAGUACAAGUUUUGUUCCAGUCAUCAAGUUAAUUGAGAUGCUAAAGAAGAAUAAGUCUUUAAAUGAGGAGAUGAAAACUUUGAUUACAGACUUGAUUACAGGCUUAGGCCAGGUGCAGUAUAAUAUAAGUUUGCGCAGGAGGUAUUAUAUAAGACCUUAUCUUAAAAAGAAAUACAGUCCUUUGUGUAAUAUGUCAGUGCCAAUUACAACAAAGCUCUUCGGAGAUGAAAUUUCAAAAGAGGUGAAAUCUUGUGAAAAUAUUUCCUUUCUGGGGAAAGACAAUUUCCAAACUACAAAUUUUAGAGGUGUGAUGAGAUCUAGAGGUAGAUUUAGAGGAAGUCGUGGUUAUGCAAAUGCUGGAAACAAUGUUUAUGCUAGUUCUUAUCAGCAGUCACAAGGAUUUCGUCCAUACCCUUAUCCUAUGAGAGGUAAUUCUUUUAGAGGCAGCAACGCUGUAAGAUCGAGAGCUCCUAGGAGACGUCCCACUGCCACUGUAACCUCUGAUGCUGUGCGUGACCCAAACGAGAGAAUUUAGUUGAGAAGGUAGGUGGUGUUGGUAAGACAAGAUUUUGUUUAGACAAUUGGUUAAAAUUUACGAAGGAUCCUUGGAUCUUGGGUGCCAUUACAGGUUAUAAGAUUGAUUUUGUUUGUAAACCUUUUCAGAGCAGAGUUCCAGGAGAAAUUCCUUUUGCUUUUGGUCAAAAAGAAAUUGUUGAUUGUGAAGUUCAGGAACUUCUAAAUAAAGGUGCUAUAAUAGAGUCUAAUAUGGGGGAUGAUCAAUUUAUCUCAACAAUUUUUAUUGUUCCAAAGCCUAAUAAUAAAUUUAGGCCAGUUAUUAACUUAAAAUUUUUGAAUGAAUUUGUUCAGUACAACCAUUUUAAACAAGAAACAUUCAAUAUUGUUUUAGAUUUGUUGAAACAAAAUGAUUACAUGACAAAAAUAGAUUUGUCUGAUGCAUACUUUUCUAUUCCUAUUCAUCCAUCUUAUUGGAAAUAUCUUAAGUUUUCCUGGAACUCUACCUUGUAUUCUUUUGUUUGUCUACCUUUUGGUUUAAAGAUAGCACCGUAUUUAUUUACAAAGAUUAUGAAACCAGUUUUUGCUUGGUUUAGGCAACAAAAUAUUAGGUCAUCUUAUUAUAUAGAUGAUUCUAUAAAUAUGGAUCAAUCAAAGAUUGUUUGUGAAGGUAACAGUUGUAGAAUUUUAGAAACUUUGCAAAGCCUUGGUUUUACUAUUAAUAGGAAAAAAUCAGUAUUGGUGCCCUGUCAGAGGAUAGUUUUCUUUGGACAUGUUAUUGACACGGUCUGUUUUAAAGUUUUCCUUACUGAUGAAAAAGUUGAAAAAAUUAUUAAAAAAGCUGGUAGUAUACUAGAAUGUGAAUUAGUUGUUGUUAGAGAACUAGCUUCUUUUAUUGGUUUGAUCGUAAGUAGCUUCAAUGCUAUUUUGGAAGCUCCUUUGCACUAUAGGGAGUUAGAAAGAGAUAAAAUUUGCGGACUAGGGUCCGAUAUGAAUUUUGAUAACAAGACUGUUCUAUCUAUUUUAGGCAGACAAGAAGUUAUUUGGUGGUUCAAUAAUGUUAAGUUAAAAAAUGAUUACCAAGGCAUACAGACCUAUUAGUGCUUCCGCACGACGGACAGAAACAUCCUUUGUCAAAAAGAAUGAAGAUGGUUGGUGUUGUGUUGUCAGGAAAGCAUUCAAAGAUACAGGACUUCCGGAAGAAAUUGCAGGUUUCAUAUCCAACUCAUGGUCUAAAGGUACACGUAAACAGUACACAAGUGCUUGGAGCAAGUGGUGUAUUUGGAAUUAUCUCAGAGGUUCCAAUCCACUUUGUGCCUCUGAAACGGUUGUAAUUUGCUUUUUAUAUUUUCUUUAUAGAUCCGGUAAAUCUUACUCUACAAUAAAUAUUCACAAGGCUAUGUUAAUUCAGACUUUAUUAAUUUUGGGAAAUAAAUGGUGUAAAAAACUUUCUAUGAUAAAUAGAUUUAUGAAAAGUGUUUUCAUUCACAAACCAACAAAACCCAGAUAUUUUUUAACAUGGGAUGUUUCCGUUGUUCUUGAAUAUUUAGGAAGUCUAAUGCCUUUAUCAAGUUUGUCGUUAAAAUUGUUGACUUUUAAGACGUUGGCUUUGGUUGCGUUGGCUACAGCACCCAGAGCACAGACUUUGUGUGCUUUGAACUUAAAUAACAUGAUAGUGGAACAACAGGCAGUUGUUUUUACUUUUUCCGAUAUUUUAAAGACUUCAAAGGCAGCACAGUGCUAUUCGUUAAAAGUGGAACAUUUUAGUAAUGAGAAUGUUUGUGCUAUGCAUACUUUACUUUAUUAUAUAAAAAGAACGUCUUCUUUAAGGUUAAGUAGAAAGGUUUUUAUUUCUUUUGUUUCGUAUAAAGAGGUUACUACUUGUACUUUAGCCAGGUGGCUUCGAACAGUGCUUGAUUUAUCUGGUAUAGAUUCAAAUAUUUACAAAGCGCACUCUUAUAGAGGUGCUUCUGCUUCGGCAGCUUAUAACAAAGGUUGUUCCUUGAAGACAAUUAUUUCUCAUGCUAAUUGGAAAUCGGACAAGAAUUUUAAGAAGUUUUAUUGUAGAAAUAUUGACAAAAAUGUUCCUUAUAGUAAUGCGGUAUUUGAGGGUUAAAAUAAAAUUAUUUGUAUGGUAAGCUGGAACGUCGCGAUAUGACCUAUACUGUGUCAAUGUGACGUAAAAUUCGAGACAAACAAACAAAUAAAUUUGUUUUGUAUUAUGUAUGUUAUAUAUUUUGUUGUCUUUAAAGAUGCUAUUUGUACAUGUGAAAGCCAAAGGCUUUAUGAAAAAUAAUGGACCCCCAUCCAAGCUUUAGUGCAGGAUGGAGGGCAUUAUUUGAGUAAAGCCGGAGGCUAAGCAUGUACAAACCCUGCCCUUGAUUAAUUAUAUUAAUAGUGUAUUUAUACCCUCCUCUGUUAUUCGUAACAACAAAAUAUAUUGUCUUUAAAUUGUGAUUUCUCACGCUAUUUCCGGUAUUGAUCACGUGGUCUUAUUGCGCAUGCGUGAUUAUUGGCGGGUAAUUUAAAUCCUUUAAAUUUGCGAUGUUUUUCAUACGACCAAGAUGAAAUGCUAUUUGUACAUGCUUAGCCUCCGGCUUUACUCA
Molecule: messenger RNA, 3987 nt
Organism: Ruditapes philippinarum (Manila clam)
Lineage: Eukaryota; Metazoa; Mollusca; Bivalvia; Venerida; Veneridae
Exons: 2
Coding region: 21-1403 (460 amino acids)
Source: RefSeq, a predicted model, not a curated record